This is a messenger RNA of Cooperia oncophora, 951 nucleotides long. The record is from the annotation of a GenBank genome assembly. Lineage: Eukaryota; Metazoa; Nematoda; Chromadorea; Rhabditida; Trichostrongylidae.
AUGCUCAACAUUGCCCAGUGCAAAGUUCUUCAGUCAGCCCAUACAGAAUUCAUCGACAGUUAUGUCCUCAGUGAAAGCAGCCUCUUUGUAUCGGAACGUCGUUUAAUCCUGAAGACAUGUGGUAGGACACGCUUGCUUGCAGCCUUGCCAACAAUCAUCCAGCUAGCUGCAGAUUAUGCAGGCUUUGACCAGGUGAUGUCGGUGUACUACUCACGGAAGAACUUCCUUCGACCCGAACUACAGCCCGAAGAACACCGUUCCUUUGACGCUGAGGUUGAUUACCUGGACAGCUUCUUUCACGAUGGACAUGCAUAUUGUAUGGGCUCACUGAAGCAGGAUCGUUGGUAUCUCUACACUUACCAUGUUCCUCAGCCGAUAACAAAACUUGCGGACCAUACACUGGAAAUAUUGAUGACUGACCUUGAUGAAGACGUUCUGCACAUCUUCACAAAGGACGCUUGCGAAAACGGAAAAGAUUGUACGGAGACAUUGCCACCAGGGCUUUAUUUCGCCAAGUCGUGCUGGCAUAGAUCAUAUAGUACCAAAUGGAACUCUCAUUCACGAAGGAACUUGUUCGACCCAUGCGGAUAUAGCAUGAACGCUUUUCUGCCAGGAUCGGACCACUAUGCCACCAUACACGUAACACCAGAGAAAGAGUUUUCAUUUGCAUCUUUUGAGACGAAUCAGAACCUUGUUUGCCUCUACAAGCAGACGAAGGAGGUGCUGAAGUGUUUCCGACCUGGGAAGCUUCUAAUGACAGUUUUCGCUAAUGACGGUUCGGCAAAAGGACGAGAGGCUCAGCAGCAAUUGUGGGAUCGCGAACUUCCUGGGUAUAAACGAACAAAUGUGCAGUUCGUUAGAUUGGAGGUAUGUAUGAGAGAUAUCGAAUUACACUCAGUUUAUGUUUUUUUUUUUUCAAAACAGCUGGUGUGCAGUGAUUCGAGUGCGUGA